CUUCAAUGACAAUUAUCCCUUGAACAUUGGCCAUUCAGUCGGACAUAGGAUGAUCAAUCCAUGUUUGUUUACAUGAAUUGUCAUUACGUAUGCAAUAAUGAAUUUAGUUAUAUAAACGACGAUGAAUCUUCUUUUUUAAUCAGAGCCAACCUUCUCCUUUCGUUGAACUCUCAUUACUUUCUUUUUGAAUUCCUUUCAACUUACAAGGCUUCAUUUCGAAAUCAUUCAAUUCACUAUUCCAAUCAGAUAUUUGGUUGUGUAGUAGUUGUAUUCCGAAUCCAAGUUCUUUUGCUGAAGGAAUCCGUCUUUUCUUGUCACCGAGUACUUCUCAAACACGGCUGUCAUUUUUUGUCAUUAACCAUAUCGUAUUGAUUCCGCCCCUGGAACCAAUAACGAAAAGCAUCCGUAUAUCCAUUCCAAUUUUUGUCUUUAAAAAGAAUUCUUUUUUGUAUUUCCAUUAAGAUCUUACAAUGAGUCUCUUGAAGCCCAUUGCUACCGGAGCUCCUAGUUCCACUUUCCCUCAAAGAGACCAUCCUUUACAACCCAAGGGAAUUUCUGUCUCCGACAAACCCAUUCAAACUAACAAAUACUACGGUAACUUUUUUCUGGGAGACCAAAAGUUCCCAAACUUUCCCCAACCAUACUCAUUGACAUGGCGGAAUAACGAUGAUCACUUCUCUGGUCUGGCCAUCAGUCAUAUCGACGCUGACCAAUAUACGUACGGACCUGAUGCUAGCAAAGAUCCUACGGAAUACUACAUCAAUCCUGCCGGAUUAUUCUCGAUAAUCAUUUCUGCCAAUGAAUUUUCUUCCGGUAACAAGCUUUCCGCUACUGAUUCCCGUCAUUUCUCUGUUCAGCUUACUCUUGAACCAUCUCAAUCAUCUUCCGGAAGCAUCACCAUUCCCAUUGUUACCGGAAGUGCAUUCAUUAGUUCAGUCUACAAGGACUUGACUCCUGUCUUCAAUUCCUCCAUUUUCGUCAAGUCUCUUGACAAGGGCAACAUUAAAGGUGGUACCAAGUACAAGGUUACUUUGAACGAUAACAAGGUUUGGCUUAUUUAUGCUUUUCCUUCGGAUUCCAGCUCUUUUGAGUUGAAAAAAGACAGCAAUAGUAAGUUGACUGCUUCAUCGAAGUUUAACGGACUUAUUCAAAUCAGCAAAGUUCCCGUUGAUAGUGUUAAUAACGGUGCUGGUGAAAAGGUUUAUGACCAAUAUGCUGGCGUUUACCCAACUGGCAUCACUUUAAGUGCAAAUGUCUCCAAUAAUACUGGUGAAUACUGGUUUACUUUUGACAAGGCUGGUGACAAAUCCAAGAGCCCUCUUGUGUAUGCUCUUCCUCACCAUCAGAACACUUUUGGCUCUGACACUCAAAAAGCUAAAACUAGUUUGUCCCUUCAGACCACAGUCAUGGGUGCCGCCGUUGCCUAUGCAGCUGACAAAUGGCAUUUGGUAGAAAAUAACCUCCCGACUGAUGUUGAAUUUCUUCCACUUCCCUGGAACGGAGGAAAGUCAAACUACUCGAAUGAUACUUUGAAUACAAUUAAACAGGCUUGUGAAAAUGACAUUAAAUUUGAUGUCGAAAGUGCCUCUGAUACCAAUAGCAUGUAUGCAUCAGGUAAAAUUUUGGCAAAAUAUGCUCAAGUUUGCUUGGUGGCUGCUAAGAUUUUGAAGGACGACAAUUUGGCUAAUACUGGCCGUGAAAAGUUACAAAAAGCCCUUCAAAGAUUCGUUGAUAACAAACAGCAGUUCCCUCUUAACUACGACAAAACCUACAAGGGUCUUAUUAGUACCGCUGGUCUCAAGGAACCCCUUGCUGACUACGGUAACACUUACUACAAUGACCAUCAUUUCCACUACGGCUAUCACGUUUAUGCAAUGGCUGUUGCUGGAACAUUGAAUUCGGGCUGGAUCUCGGAUUCUCAAACCGAUUUUGUUAAUGACUUGUUACGUGAUGCAGCAAAUCCCGUUGAAAACGAUCAAUACUUCCCCUUCUUCCGUUCCUUCGACUGGUACGCCGGUCACUCUUGGUCUAAGGGUUUGUUUGCAAGUGGUGAUGGUAAAGACGAAGAAUCAACUUCGGAAGAUUACAACUUUUACUAUGCCAUGAAGCUCUGGGGAAUAGUUAAAAAUAACAACGACAUCAUUGCUUUAGCUAACUUGAUGUUGGGAGUGAUCAGAACUAGCAUGAACUCAUACAUCUAUAUUACUCCCAAAAACAAGAUUGAACCUGAAAAGAUUCGUGGUAAUUAUGUCGCUGGUAUCACCUUUAUGAACAAGGUUGACUAUGCUACCUACUUUGGCGAUAAAGUCUAUUACAAGCAAGGAAUUCACAUGAUUCCUAUCACUCCAAUCAGUGGUUACGUCCGUAAUCCUACCUACGUGAAGGAAAGUUGGGAUGCUACGCUUGCUCCAAUUAUUGAUAGCUUUUCAAACAGUUGGACAGGUAUUGUUUACUCCAAUUAUGCCAUUACUGAUCCCAGCGCUGCCUGGAAGGAAUUUACUUCUUCUAACUUCAAAGACUCUAAUAUCGAUAAUGGUGCUUCUAAGACAUGGUAUUUGGCAUUGGCGGCUGGUAUGGGUGCUUCUACUUGAAGUCGUACUCGUGAUGCGAAAAGACGUUGAACACGUAAUGAAAGCAAUGAAUGAAAGGACGGUUACCAACCGGAAGGCUCAGCACCCUCUUUACUGAGCGUGCUUUUUUAAGCAAGUUGUUUAACGUUGUUUAAAUAAAUUUACAUGCUACUUGCAGAGGCAAAGUUGGUAGUUUUAAACAAUAUUGAAGAUGUAGGC
Molecule: messenger RNA, 2789 nt
Organism: Schizosaccharomyces octosporus yFS286
Lineage: Eukaryota; Fungi; Ascomycota; Schizosaccharomycetes; Schizosaccharomycetales; Schizosaccharomycetaceae
Product: endo-1,3-beta-glucanase Eng2
Exons: 1
Coding region: 471-2591 (706 amino acids)
Cellular component (GO): cell surface
Molecular function (GO): glucan endo-1,3-beta-D-glucosidase activity; endo-1,3(4)-beta-glucanase activity
Source: RefSeq, a predicted model, not a curated record